GAGGGACCUCAACUCCUCCUCCUCCUCCUUCUUCUUCUUCUUCUUCUUCUUCUCUCCUGUGGACACCAAGCCGCACGCGCCCUGCUGAUUGUUUCCAACGGUAGAAGACUUCAGGUCGGCCCUUAACAGACGGUUGAGCCGCAGCGGAAGGAGGAGGACCGAGGAGAAAACGAGACGGACUUGAUCUCUGGUGACUUUACAACAAUCACCGCUCGUCACCACGCUCCUCUCAUGCUAACAGAGAAUGGAUAAUACACGGAACGGGGUUCAGAUCGGGGAGAACAAGUUCAUCAGCAAGGCAACGGUCCUCUCACAUCUUAAAACAUACAACCUUUAUUACGAGGGACAGAAUCUUCAGCUGCGGCACCGAGAAGAGGAAGAGGAGUUGAUUGUUGAGGGCUUGUUAAAUAUCUUUUGGGGCCUGCGGCGACCAAUCAGGCUUCAGAUGCAGGAUGACCAUGAGCGAAUCCGACCGCCACCUUCCUCCACGUCCUGGCACUCUGGUUGCAAUCUGGACAGUCAAGGUUCCCCCAACAACACAGAGGGUCAGCAGACUGCACAGACUCCGCCCACUGUGCAGGUGACGCCACCUGACUUUAAAGCCGAGGACAACGAUGAGACUGAAGAACACACAGAUGAGGACAGCGAGAGCUCCGCUCAGCUUCUCAGGACCAAGAGCGAUGCUGGAAUUUUAAGACGAGGCCAGCGAAGGAGUCCGAGCGACCAGAGAAAAAUCCGACGUCACCGAUUCUCCAUCAACGGACACUUCUAUAACCAUAAGACAGCGGUGUUCACACCUGCGUUCGGUUCAGUCACCAAUGUUCGAAUCAACAGCUGCAUGACCACACCUCAGGUGCUCCGAGUUCUCCUGAACAAGUUCAAAAUUGAAAACAGCCCGGAUGAUUUUGCGAUCUACCUCGUCCAUACGAGUGGAGAACGUGUGAAACUGAAACGAACGGACUAUCCCUUGGUGCUCAGAAUAAUUCAGGGUCCAUGUGAGCAGGUCUGCAAAAUUUUCCUCAUGGAAGAAGACCUGGGCGAAGAAGUCACGUACGAUGUGGCGCAGUAUAUCAAGUUUGAGAUGCCCGUCCUUCAGAGUUUUAUCACCAAGCUGAAGGAAGAAGAGGACCGAGAGGUGCAGAAACUCAGAAGAAGGUACAAUUACCUGCGGUGUAUCAUUGAAAAGCAGCUUCGUUGUCUUCCAGAAGGGGCAAAGUGUAUGUGAUCUUCUCAUGACGAGGAGUUCCUCCAACUCACCAAACUGUUCUGAGUCCGUGUCUCAACCUCCCCUCUGAGACUUGGAGCGAAGAAAUCAACAACUUAAGUUUGCUCUGCCUAAUUAAUGAAAAUGUAUUGACUAAAGUUUCAUCUGUUGAAUGUUUUCCUGUGAACCAUGAUCAUCAGAGGUACGACCGGUCACCUGACCCUGCUUUCUGUCCAACAUGACAUGCAACAGACAGAAUAAUGUUGCUUUUAUCCGAGUGUUUUUAACCAUUUUUAUUUAUUAAUGAGCUGAUUGAGCCUAAAAUGAAAUGUUCCCUCGUCUGUCUUCCCACUGGAUAAUAUUCUAAUCAAAUUAAAGCACAAGAUUUCUACGUAGAUUUAUAUGUUUUUACAAAGUUGCCUGUUUAAAGGUUUCUCCAAGCACAAAACACACAAGCCUUCAUCAGAUAUUUUGCAUUUAAUGCGUUUAAAUUUGUAAGCAAAUUAAACUUUCAAAGGAAUGUGCGUGACUCAAGAGCCACACCAGAACACAAAGCUUUCCCACCAAGCAGAACAGAUACUUUGUGGGUCUCAUUCAGUCCCAUAAUGCACCGCGGGGGUGAACCUUGCCUUUUUAAUGAGAAAGUGGUCAA
Molecule: messenger RNA, 1856 nt
Organism: Nematolebias whitei (Rio pearlfish)
Lineage: Eukaryota; Metazoa; Chordata; Actinopteri; Cyprinodontiformes; Rivulidae
Gene: rassf2b
Product: Ras association domain family member 2b
Exons: 11
Coding region: 245-1225 (326 amino acids)
Biological process (GO): regulation of non-canonical NF-kappaB signal transduction; positive regulation of JNK cascade; signal transduction
Cellular component (GO): nucleus; cytoplasm
Source: RefSeq, a predicted model, not a curated record